Cyanidioschyzon merolae strain 10D is the source of this 474-nucleotide messenger RNA. RefSeq lists its product as hypothetical. The transcript has a single exon. NCBI's taxonomy places the organism in Eukaryota, Rhodophyta, Bangiophyceae, Cyanidiales, Cyanidiaceae. Bases 1 to 474 code for a protein of 157 amino acids. The record is from RefSeq and is a predicted model, not a curated record.
AUGACGCGUGCACUAGGGCAACUGGACGACACAGCUGCAGCGCCCGACACGCUGAGGCGUCGGCAUGCGCGCUACAUUCCACAGAUAGACUGGAGCGAGUCGCCUUUGGAAGCGUCGACGGACUCGUCGGCCUCCGAGUCGGAUCGUGCAGUGCGCUCUGCAGCAUCGGUCGUGUCAGUCGGCAGCAGUUACGGUACCGGUAAUGGUGCAGGGCGCACAGCGCUCACGGAUAGCAUGGUAAGCGAACUGGUUGAGCAGUGGUCUCUGCGCAGGCCGCUGCAGGCGAGCGUCCAAAACUCGUCACCAGCUCGUCGGCACUGGAGCGAGGCUCGUCAGGUGGAGGUGUCGUACUUUAUAGCGCCCGAGUUGUUUUCAAACCGGGACUUGAACUUGCGACCCGGCACGAGACAAGUCGGGUGUUGUCUUUCGUGCCUGCAGCGGCAUGCUGAGAGUCAGCAAAUCAACAUACCGUGA